AUGAUAGGUUUGAAUUCGGAUUUUAAACACGAAACCUCUGAAGUAUACCCCGCGUAUGGCAAUCCCGAACAAAUGUUCGACGCCACUCAUAUGCGUUUUAGGCAUAACAAAUCAAAUGUUCCAACAAAACCAGCCUAUUAUGCUCUUCCAACUGUGGACUAUCAUUCAAACGUCAUGGAUCAUAAUCCGCAACUACCAUCAUCAUACACACAUAAUAAAACGCAGAUUAUUUUUUUGAUCUUUACAACACUGGUUUAUUUUCUUCAUACGCUACGAACUUACAUAUGUGAAAAUAUGGAAACAUCUUCUCAUUUUUGGUCCAGUAUUAAACCAAAGCCAAUUACCCGAAUCUAUACGUCAGAUUUACGACCGACUUCAAUAUUCGAGCAACUCCUUCUACAUUCAGUUGAAAUUUGUCAAACAUUGUGGCUAAUCUAUAUCUUGUCGUUCAUUGCACGACGUACCAGUUUGGGUUAUCUCUAUCGUAAUCCAAACAUCUUCAACAUAAGUUUUUGUUGCCUUCUAAUUAGCGCACUUGGUCUUCAAGGAGUUAGUCAAAUGUCUGCUCCGCCUGAACUUUCAUGCAUAUGUCUGUUUCUUAGUUAUAUUCUUUUGGCAGUAAGUUGUCGAUUGAUUUCAACGAAAGCAUUGAGAUACGAAGAAAAAUUCAAAUCGAUAGAUUCGAAAAUGAUUCGUCAUUUCGUGCUCAACUGCCUUUUUCUCUAUGCAACCUCAAUUGGCUACAUAACAAUCUGUUCAUCGAUUGAAUGUAUUGCUUUUCAUUUCGAAGAGCAGCUUUCAUUCAUACGAACGAUUGGUCUUUUGAUUAGUCUUCUUUUAUUUAUAACCUACUUCAUUCUCGAUCAAUUGGUUUAUCAAGAAGAAUUUCAAUCCAUCUGGACGCCGUAUCUAUUUCUAGCAACAGUUUUUCUUUCUUCGCGAUUACAGCAAUUCUUCACCACUGAACCAGAUCCAAAUCCAGAUACUCAGAAUGUAUACCUUAGUUGGACAAUUAGCGGCAUGAUCGUAUUGUUGGUAUCGAUUCGAAUCAUUCGACUUAAAUUUCGAAAAUCUCGUACAAUGAAGCCGUUUCUUCCGAGCACAACUGCACCAAUGAACUUCGCUGGCGAAAGUUUAGUUUUCAAUUCAUAA
Messenger RNA from Adineta ricciae, 1152 nucleotides. The record is from the annotation of a GenBank genome assembly. NCBI's taxonomy places the organism in Eukaryota, Metazoa, Rotifera, Eurotatoria, Adinetida, Adinetidae.